GGUGCCGCCGCGAAGCUGGCGCGCUCCUCGUCCGUCGGUCCGAGGCCUGUGCGAGAGCCGGGGGCUGCCUGCGCCGGCACGAGACCCCAUGUCGGACUCGGACAGUGACGAGGACUCGGCCGCAAGCUCCGGGGGCGGCGGCGGCGGGGGGAACUGCGGCGGCGGUGGCGUUAGCAGCGUUAGCGGCGGCGGGAAUGGCAGCAGCAACAUUGCCUGCAGCAACGGCGGCGGCGGCGGCGGCAGCAGCAGCAGCAGCAGCAGCAACAGCAACAGCAACAGCAGCAGCAGCAGCAGCAGCAGCAGCAGCAGCAGCAGCAGCAGCAGCAGCAGCAGCAGCAGCAGCAGCUGUCCCUUCUCCUUAGCCGGCUUCCUCUUCGGCAACAUCAACGAGGCCGGGCAGCUGGAAGGGGACAGCAUCCUGGACAAGGAGUCUAAGAAGCACUUGGCAGGCCUUGGGGCUUUGGGUCUUGGCAAUCUGAUCACUGAAAUCACUGCAAGUGAAGAGGAAGUGACUGGAACUGAUGGUGCCUUUGUGGAUGAAGAAGGUUGGGUUAAGAGCAUUGAAGAUGCCGUAGACUAUUCUGAUAUCACUGAGGUGGCAGAAGAUGAAAGCCGAAGAUACCAUCAGGCAAUGACCAGCUUGCAGCCAUCCUGCCCCUCAGAUGAUGAUGACGAUGACUAUGAUGCAGACUGUGAAGACAUCGAUUCCAAGCUGAUGCCUCCCCCACCUCCGCCACCAGGACCCAUGAGGAAGGAUGAUAGUCAGGACCCUGCUGUGUGUGCAUCUUCCCCAGUGUUCUUUGAGCUUACAGAGAGGACUGUGGUGAUACAGUCUAUGUUUUGUCCUCAUGUUACAACCUUAGGGAUACCAGCAGUAUCAGAGGAUGGAGAUGGCAUCAUUCUGCCCUCUAUCAUUGCCUCUUCCUCUGCCACCUCCGAGAAGGUCGACUUCAGUAGUUCUUCAGACUCAGAAUCUGAGAUGGGCCUGCAGGAAACAAGACAGACAGAGUCAAAGGAGGGCAAGCUCACUCUCCCUCUGGCUGGGAUCAUGCAGCGUGACUCCACAAAAGUGUUACCUAGUGUCACAGAUCUUUUUCCCGAGUUUCGGCCAGGCAAGGUGUUGCGCUUCCUUCGUCUCUUUGGCCCAGGGAAGAAUGUUCCAUCUGUUUGGCGGAGUGCUCGAAGAAAGAGGAAGAAAAAGCACCGAGAGCUGACACAAGAAGGCCAAAUCCAGGAGGGCGAGUGCCCUGGAGACCCUGAGGUGGAGAGAAAAUCGCCGUGGGCCUGUGAAUUUGCUCCUCCUCCCCCUCCAGAGCAGUGCCUCUCAGAUGAUGAGAUCACGAUGAUGGCUCCUGUGGAGUCUAAGUUUUCUCAGUCAGCUGGAGACAUAGACAAAGUUACAGACACCAAGCCAAAGGUAGCCGAGUGGCGCUAUGGUCCUGCCCGCUUGUGGUAUGACAUGUUGGGUGUCCCUGAAGAUGGCGGUGGGUUCGACUAUGGCUUCAAACUCAAAAGUGCAGAAGAUGAGCGGUCAACAAAGCCAGGGAUGGUGGAGAAGGAUUUGGGUGUGUUAGAGGAAGCAGGGGAUCUUCUGGCCGACGAGAACUUCCUGAUGGUUACCCAGCUACACUGGGAGGAUGACAUCAUCUGGGAUGGGGAAGACAUCAAACAUAAGGGGACAAAACCUCAGCGGGCCAGCCUUGCUGGCUGGCUUCCGUCCAGCAUGACCAGGAAUGCCAUGGCAUACAAUGCUCAGCAAGGUUUUACUGCCACUCUGGAUGACGACAAACCUUGGUACUCCAUCUUCCCAAUUGACAAUGAGGAGCUGGUGUAUGGCCGCUGGGAAGACAACAUCAUCUGGGAUGCCCUGGCCAUGCCUCGGCUCUUGGAACCUCCUGUCUUGACACUCGAUCCAAAUGAUGAGAAUCUCAUACUGGAAAUACCUGAUGAAAAGGAAGAGAUGACAUCGAAUUCCCCGUCGAAGGAGAAUAAGAAGGAAUCCUCUUUAAAGAAGAGUCGAAUCCUCUUAGGGAAAACGGGAGUUAUCAAGGAAGAGCCACAGCAGAAUAUGUCCCAGCCGGAGGUGAAGGACCCUUGGAACCUGUCCAACGACGAGUUUUACUACCCCAAGCAGCAGGGCCUUCGCGGUACCUUUGGGGGGAACAUUAUACAGCAUUCAAUCCCUGCGGUGGAGCUCCGGCAGCCCUUCUUCCCCACCCACAUGGGCCCCGUCAAACUCCGGCAGUUCCACCGCCCACCUCUGAAGAAGUAUUCCUUUGGGGCCCUGUCCCAGCCAGGUCCCCACUCUGUCCAGCCCCUGCUGAAACACAUCAAGAAGAAAGCCAAAAUGAGAGAACAAGAACGCCAGGCCUCAGGUGGUGGGGAGAUGUUUUUUAUGCGUACACCCCAGGACCUGACAGGCAAAGAUGGAGAUCUGAUUCUUGCUGAGUAUAGUGAAGAAAAUGGUCCCUUAAUGAUGCAGGUCGGCAUGGCAACCAAGAUAAAAAACUACUAUAAACGGAAACCGGGGAAGGACCCUGGAGCCCCUGAUUGUAAGUAUGGAGAAACGGUUUAUUGUCACACGUCUCCUUUCCUGGGCUCUCUCCACCCUGGCCAGCUUUUGCAGGCAUUUGAGAACAACCUUUUCCGGGCUCCAAUUUAUCUUCAUAAGAUGCCAGAGACAGACUUCCUGAUUAUUCGGACGCGACAGGGUUACUAUAUUCGGGAGCUAGUCGACAUCUUUGUUGUUGGCCAACAGUGCCCUUUGUUUGAAGUUCCUGGUCCCAACUCCAAACGGGCCAACACUCACAUUAGAGACUUUCUGCAGGUUUUCAUAUACCGCUUAUUCUGGAAGAGUAGAGACCGUCCACGGAGGAUCCGUAUGGAGGACAUCAAGAAAGCCUUCCCUUCUCACUCAGAAAGCAGCAUCCGGAAGAGAUUAAAGCUCUGUGCUGACUUCAAGCGCACAGGGAUGGACUCAAACUGGUGGGUGCUGAAGACUGAUUUCCGUUUACCAACUGAAGAAGAGAUCCGAGCCAUGGUGUCUCCAGAGCAGUGCUGUGCUUAUUAUAGCAUGAUAGCUGCAGAGCAGCGGUUGAAGGAUGCUGGUUAUGGGGAAAAGUCUUUCUUUGCUCCAGAAGAAGAGAAUGAGGAAGAUUUCCAGAUGAAGAUUGAUGAUGAGGUGCGUACUGCCCCCUGGAACACUACAAGGGCCUUUAUUGCAGCCAUGAAGGGCAAGUGUCUCCUGGAAGUGACUGGGGUGGCAGAUCCUACAGGGUGUGGGGAAGGCUUCUCCUAUGUGAAGAUUCCAAACAAACCAACCCAGCAGAAGGAUGAUAAGGAACCCCAGCCAGUGAAGAAGACAGUCACGGGAACCGAUGCAGAUCUCCGUCGCCUCUCUCUAAAAAAUGCCAAGCAACUUCUCCGUAAAUUUGGUGUGCCGGAGGAAGAGAUCAAGAAGCUAUCUCGGUGGGAAGUAAUCGAUGUUGUGCGCACCAUGUCAACAGAACAGGCUCGCUCUGGAGAGGGGCCCAUGAGUAAAUUUGCGCGAGGGUCACGGUUUUCGGUGGCUGAACAUCAGGAACGUUACAAAGAAGAAUGUCAGCGGAUCUUCGACUUACAGAACAAAGUUUUGGCAUCGACUGAGAUUUUGUCCACUGACACUGACAGCAGCUCGGCUGAGGACAGCGACUUUGAAGAAAUGGGAAAGAACAUUGAGAAUAUGCUGCAGAACAAGAAAACCAGUUCUCAGCUGUCGAGGGAGCGGGAGGAGCAAGAGCGGAAGGAAUUACAACGAAUGCUACUGGGUGAGGAAGGUGCCAAUGACAAGGAAACGGGCAAGAAAGAGAAGAAGGACAAAAAGGGACUGUUGAGCUCUGGAGGCUCUCACAAGGACGAUGACACAGCCUCUGUGACCAGUCUUAACUCCUCAGCCACGGGUCGCUGCCUUAAGAUUUACCGUACCUUUCGAGAUGAGGAUGGAAAGGAAUAUGUCCGAUGUGAGACUGUGCGGAAGCCUGCUGUCAUCGAUGCCUAUGUACGCAUACGGACAACGAAGGAUGAAGAAUUCAUUCGGAAAUUUGCCCUGUUUGAUGAGCAACACCGGGAAGAGAUGCGGAAGGAACGGCGAAGGAUCCAGGAACAGCUGAGGCGGCUCAAGCGGAACCAGGAAAAGGAGAAGCUCAAGGGUCCUCCUGAGAAGAAGCCCAAGAAAAUGAAGGAACGUCCGGACUUGAAGCUAAAAUGUGGCGCUUGUGGUGCCAUUGGGCACAUGAGGACAAACAAGUUCUGCCCUCUGUAUUACCAAACCAACGCUCCACCCUCCAACCCUGUUGCCAUGACAGAGGAACAGGAGGAGGAGUUGGAAAAAACGGUCAUUCCUAAUGAUAACGAAGAGCUUAUCAAGGUGGAAGGGACCAAGAUUGUCUUGGGAAAGCAGCUGAUCGAGAGUGCAGAUGAGGUUAGAAGGAAAUCGCUGGUUCUCAAGUUCCCUAAACAGCAACUUCCUCCCAAGAAGAAACGCCGAGUUGGGACUACUGUUCAUUGUGAUUAUUUGAAUCGACCCCACAAGUCUAUCCAUCGACGACGGACAGAUCCUAUGGUGACAUUAUCAUCUAUCCUGGAGUCCAUCAUCAAUGACAUGAGAGAUCUUCCCAACACUUAUCCUUUCCAUACACCAGUGAAUGCAAAAGUUGUGAAGGACUACUAUAAAAUUAUCACUCGGCCCAUGGACCUGCAAACACUCCGUGAAAAUGUCCGUAAGCGCCUCUACCCAUCCCGGGAGGAAUUCAGAGAGCACUUGGAACUGAUUGUGAAAAACAGUGCGACGUACAACGGACCAAAGCAUUCAUUGACUCAGAUCUCUCAGUCGAUGCUGGAUCUCUGUGAUGAAAAACUGAAAGAGAAAGAAGAUAAACUGGCCCGCUUAGAGAAGGCCAUUAACCCCUUGUUGGAUGAUGAUGACCAGGUGGCAUUCUCUUUCAUUCUGGACAACAUCGUCACCCAGAAGAUGAUGGUGGUUCCAGACUCUUGGCCAUUUCAUCACCCGGUGAAUAAGAAGUUUGUUCCAGAUUAUUAUAAAGUGAUUGUCAGUCCAAUGGACUUGGAAACCAUCCGAAAGAACAUUUCUAAGCACAAGUAUCAGAAUCGCGAUGCCUUUCUGGAUGAUGUAAACCUUAUCCUAGCCAACAGUAUCAAGUACAAUGGCUCCGAUAGUCAGUACACCAAAACUGCUCAGGAGAUUGUGAACAUCUGUCACCAGACUUUGGCUGAGUAUGAUGAACACCUGACUCAGCUUGAGAAAGACAUAUGUACAGCUAAGGAAGCAGCUUUGGAAGAGGCCGACUUGGAAAGUCUAGAUCCAAUGACCCCUGGGCCUUAUACUCCUCAGCCUCCUGACCUUUAUGAUACGAACACAUCCCUAAGUAUGUCUCGAGAUGCCUCAGUAUACCAGGAUGAAAGCAAUAUGUCUGCCAUGGACACACCAACUACCACCCCAGAGAAACGGGGGGUACAGAUGUACCAGGGCCGAGGUAGGCUGGGCGAGGAAGACUCUGAUGUAGAUAUUGAAAGGUUUGAGGAGGAGGAGGAGGAUGGGAAACCUAAGACUCCAGCCCCAGAAGAAGAUGGGGAUGGUGACCUUGCAGAUGAAGAGGAAGGGGCUGCACAGCAGCCUCAGUCUAGCGUCUUGUAUGAAGAUCUGCUUAUGUCCGACGUAGAGGAUGAGGAGGAAGAUGCCGGGAGCGAUGAAGAAGGAGAUAAUCCUUUUUCCUCUAUCCAACUGAGUGAGAGUGGCAGUGACUCUGACAUGGAAUCUGGUGGAAUGAGGCCUAAACAGCCCCAUGUGCUGCAAGAGAACACAAGAAUGGGCAUGGAUAAUGAGGAGAGCAUGAUGUCCUAUGAAGGAGAUGCUGGUGAGGCCUCUCACGGGAUGGAGGACAGCAACAUCAGUUAUGGGAGCUAUGAGGAGCCUGACCCCAAAGCAAAUACUCGAGAUACAAGUUUUAGCAGCAUAGGUGGAUAUGAUGUAUCAGAGGAGGAAGAGGAAGAGGAAGAAGAGCAGCGAGGUGGGCCAAGUGUCCUCAGUCAAGUUCGUCUGUCUGAGGAUGAGGAUGACAGUGAGGAUUGCCACUCACUUCCUGGAGACAGUGACUUGGACUCUGACGAAUGAGACUCUUCCUUAGGACCUCCUCAGGAUUUUAACUUUCCCCUCAUAUGUAUAAAUUGUGUACAGUGUCUGAUUGAGCCACCAGCUGAACAUGUUAGACUUUUUUCUUUUUAAAUUAUUCAUAAAUGAUAAUAAAGCUUCCCUCCUGACCUCUGCA
Messenger RNA from Phascolarctos cinereus (koala), 6323 nucleotides. It is a transcript of the gene TAF1, whose product is annotated as TATA-box binding protein associated factor 1. NCBI's taxonomy places the organism in Eukaryota, Metazoa, Chordata, Mammalia, Diprotodontia, Phascolarctidae. Gene Ontology annotation, cellular component: transcription factor TFIID complex. Gene Ontology annotation, biological process: transcription by RNA polymerase II; DNA-templated transcription initiation; RNA polymerase II preinitiation complex assembly. The record is from RefSeq and is a predicted model, not a curated record. Gene Ontology annotation, molecular function: histone acetyltransferase activity; RNA polymerase II general transcription initiation factor activity; TBP-class protein binding.